AUGUCGUUGCUCAACGACUCAUUCACCAGGCCCCGGAUGCCGUCGCCGUCACCAAGUUUUGCACGCAUGACGGCGGCCAUCAGCAUUCCUGGCUCUAGGGGCAGCCCAGCAUCCACACCCUCCUACCUCAAUGCCUCCCUCCAGUCGACACCAGAGGGCAUUGUGCCUAUCAUGUCGAGCUCGCUACCGGCCGUGCCGUCCUAUAGCCUCCCCGAUGCGCUUCUGCCGCCACCAAUGACAGCAGCGCCUACUUCGUCUCCAUCUGCCAUGGCUGAGGCUCUCGGCAAAGGACCUGGUCUGAUCCGAAGGGUCAGCCGCGGUGCGCAAGGCAUCCCAAACAGGUUCCGCCGGAACAACUCGCAGGCACACCGAGAUCGAAGUCAAGGACCAGUCGUCAUGCGCAGACGAAGUGACAGCAGGACAGCCGCCGACGGCGAGGCCUGCAUCUCGGACUUUGACGCAUUCGAAGAGGAGGACGCAAUCGACGAUGCAUAUGGCGAGCCCAUCAACGCGCUGGGCAUCUCGAGUACCCAGCCCAGUGUUAGCUCAAUACCAGACUCAGCAGUCGUAGCACCGGUGCGCAACUCCCGCUUAGAGCAAGGGACCGUUUUGAGGAAGGUCACAAAGAAGGAGAAGAAGGAAAUCAACUUGCGCCUCGAUCUAGAAUCGGCAAAGGUGUUCUGGGACCCUUCUCGACCAUCGAAGUGCUUCUACAUCGACGAUGUAAGACAAAUUCGCUCAGGACUGGAGGCCAAGCACUACCGUGAAGAAGUUGGUCUAUCAGAAGCUUGGGCACCCUACUGGUUCACCAUCGUAUACACCGACACAUCACGUACCAAAGGUCGGAUACGGACUAUGCACCUGAUUGCACCUGAUAUUGGUGUAUUCAACAUGUGGACUGAGACACUCGAGUCAGUCUCACGCAACCGAAUCGAUAUGAUGGCGGGCCUGUUGGGCUUUGCGGAUAAGAGUGCGAAGCUUGUUUGGCAACGCGAGAUGAAGAAGCGCUCAAAUGGCGUCGAAGCACCUGACUCUCUGGACUUCCCAAGCACUAUCGAGCUGUGCCGUAGUCUGCACAUCAACUGCACAGAAGCAACUCUGCGCAUCUACUUUAACAAGGCCGACACUCUCAACACCGGUAGACUGAACCAGACGCAGUUCUUGUACUUCGUCAGGCGCCUGAAGGAGCGCAAGGACAUCAAGCAGAUCUACAAGUCUUUCCAGUCAGGAUCGAAAGUAGAGAUGGACAAGAUCACUUUCUUUGCCUUCUUACAGCACGAGCAGGGUAUCGACGUUACAGAGGAUCCGGACUACUGGUCGAACACCUUCGAGAAGUUCGCACGUGCCACGAAGACAAAGCAGACCCCAGCAGAAGGCGGCGAGAUCCCACUCCCACUUACGAUGAGCUUCACUGCGUUCCAGACAUUCUUGACCUCGCCUGCAAAUUCGGUCAUCAAGCCAGUCGAGAAGGAUCUGCAGCUCCAUCGCCCUUUGAACGAGUACUUCAUCUCCUGUUCCCACAACACCUAUCUGCUUGGACGCCAAGUCGCCGGGGAGUCUAGCACUGAAGCCUAUAUUACAGCACUCCAGAAGGGAUGCCGUUGCAUUGAGAUCGACUGCUGGGAUGGCAGCGAUGGAAAGCCCGUCGUCAUGCAUGGUCGCACCUUGACAUCGAGCAUCUCCUUUCAAGACACAAUCAAGGUUGUCAACAAGUAUGCCUUCGUCGAGUCUCAAUACCCACUCAUCCUGUCACUCGAGGUACACUGCACUGCAGACCAGCAGGCAGCAAUGGUCAAGACAAUGUGUGAAGAGUUUGGGGACAAGCUGGUCCUCAAGCCUUUGGACUUCCAUUCUCAGACUCUGCCCUCUCCGGAGGAACUGAAGAAUAGAGUUUUGAUCAAGGUCAAAGCUGCCUCAGAAGAGUUGGACGCCAAAGCUUUGACCAAUGAGCUGACGACAAAGAGACGCGAACGAAGCUUCAGCUCGCCGUGGUCUCGACCUAUCCAGUUGAACGACGCCAUCAUCCCCAACUCACCUCUCAUAUCAAGCCCGCCGUCCAUGAGUCCUCCAGAACGCUCAAAUAUGUUCUGGGCAUCACCUCGCACCUCGACCACCUCGACAAACAACACUGUACCGACUUCAGCACUUGUCAGCUCAGCUGAAGACAGCGACAGCCCGCAAGUGACCGCGGCAGAGGAGCGCAAGAAGCAGCCUAAGAAGAAUAAGACCAGCAACAUCACAAAACUUCUUGGGGACCUCGGUGUUUACACCAAAGGAUACAAAUUCACCGACUUUACAUCCAGCGAUGCACAGACAUAUAACCACAUUUUCUCGGUCAACGAACGUGCAUUCGAGAAGAUGACCAAGCCUGGCUCACGCGAGAAGCAUCUUCUUGAGGCGCAUAACAUGCGCUGCCUGAUGCGCGUCUACCCACAUGCAUUCAGAAUCAACUCAUCCAACUUCGACCCUCUCAAGUUCUGGAGACGCGGAGUACAGAUGGCUGCGCUCAACUGGCAGACCUACGACCUUGGACAGCAGCUCAACGAAGCCAUGUUUGCUAGUGGCAACGACCGCACAGGCUAUGUACUGAAGCCUGCGGACCUGCGCCUGGAACAGACACCCACCCAGGGUCACAGCAAAGCACCUAAGAAGGAAGUCAAGUUUGCUGUAAAGAUCAUCUCUGCUCAACAGCUGCCACGUCCUCGGGGCCUUGCUCAGGAUGCCAACAUCAACCCGUACGUCGAGUUUGAGAUGUACAGCGCCGAAGACAACGGUGCCAAUGCUGUCGGUGUUGGCGGACAAGAUGCUUCUGCACGCAACGGUCACUCGGGCAUCGGCAACCCUCUCCGCAAGCGAACUCGCAUUGUUGAGGGCAACGGAUACAAUCCGGUGUUCGACAGCGAACUGCAGUUGACCGUUCGCACGAGAUUUCCGAGUCUAGUCUUUGUGCGCUGGACCGUCUGGAACUCGCUCGAUGCGCGCACUACCAACCAUGCGCCGCUCGCUACUUUCACUGCCAAGCUCAACAGCCUUCAGCAAGGCUACCGUCAUUUGCCUCUCUUCGACAGCAACGGCGAACAGUACUUGUUCUCCACUCUAUUCUGCCAGAUCAAGAAGCAGGAUGUUGUGGACGCUCCAGAGCAGGUAUUGGAGCGCACUGGCUCCCGCAGGUCAUCCAUCGAGCCUGCCAGUCCCUCAAUCGAGGCCAUCAACGCCAAUCCGAAGCGCAACUUCGUCAGGCGCUUGAUCAGCCGAGCUCCCAGCGCGGGCAGCAGGCGCAAAGAGGAACGAAUCACUAGCGAGUCUCGCGAGUCAGAUUUAGACUUGAUGAGUCGCUCAAGCACGUUUGAGCGAUAA
Messenger RNA from Didymella exigua CBS 183.55, 3357 nucleotides. Its product is annotated as PLC-like phosphodiesterase. The transcript has a single exon. Gene Ontology annotation, biological process: lipid metabolic process; phosphatidylinositol-mediated signaling. The coding region runs from base 1 to 3357 and encodes 1118 amino acids. NCBI's taxonomy places the organism in Eukaryota, Fungi, Ascomycota, Dothideomycetes, Pleosporales, Didymellaceae. The record is from RefSeq and is a predicted model, not a curated record. Gene Ontology annotation, molecular function: phosphatidylinositol-4,5-bisphosphate phospholipase C activity.